CUGUCAAAUAAUGUAGCUGGUAGUGCCUCUACUGUAAUUUAUUUAUGUUUGAAUUAAAAAUUUGUAUGGAUAAUUUGUUGUUUAAUAAGCAUUAAUACAAGCAGAUAAAAGCGGAAAUUCUUCUCAAAGGCUCAACUAACUGCCUGCCUGAGACCAUCACUCUUCAAAUGUAGCAAGGUUGCAAUGAUGAAAUCCAGUACCUCACAUCAAAAAAACAUCCUUAAUACAGUUAUCUGUGUUUUGCCUGACAAUCGUCCCGUCACGUCAUUACAGUUGGUUGAAGAAUUUGAAAAAUGCCCUACAAAUUUUCAACCUAUUAAUAAAACGUAUGACCAGGACCAAGAUGCCGAUUUAUGGCGCGAAAAAAUGUUAAUCGGCAAACGGACAACACGAUAUUUGUGUCAAUCCAAAUCAGAAGGGUUACCUGGUUACAUAGUAGAGACACUAAAAAUAAUAAACGAAAAGGAAAUUAUUCCAGAGGGAUUUUCGCAGCUAACGAGAACAGCCGACACAGAACAAAAAGCAUGGCGUAAAAAACAACUUGUGUAUCGAUUAACUAAAAAAAGCUCAGCAAAGCAAGCGGUAACAGAUAUUAUUUUAUGUUCAAGGAUGCGUCAGGCACCGGACGGAUUUACACUAGCUGGUGAUAUAAACGGUAUUUUGGUGUGCUUCAAAAAGUCACCGGUUCCUCAUCGACCAUCUCCAAGUAUUCCAUCGCGAAACAUAAAUGACCUGGAAAAGACAAUAGAAAAUCUGAAGUUACAAGUAAAUUGUAACAAUGCCCUAUUUCAAUCUCAAGACUAUGAAUACGUGCAGCUGUCAUCAUCGUAUAAGCUUUCACCGAAACGAGCUGCUCCUAAACCACUUAUGUAUUCAACCGGAACAAUGUAUGUUCACACUGACGUUGAAGGUGUUCCAUUUUUGUUAAAUCCUGGUCUUAAACAAUAUAAUACACAUGUUCCAAUAAAAUAUGAUGUAACAGGAGUACAAUUACAGUACGAUUUUCAGUUAGAAAGACAAGUGCUAUGCACAACAAAAUCGCAAAACGACCAAGUAACAAAUCCAUUUUUUCAAUGAAGCUAUGAAAUAAAAUAGGUUAUAUUAUUUUUUUACAUGAA
Messenger RNA from Anopheles arabiensis, 1118 nucleotides. It is a transcript of the gene Mvb12, whose product is annotated as multivesicular body subunit 12B. The transcript is spliced from 5 exons. Lineage: Eukaryota; Metazoa; Arthropoda; Insecta; Diptera; Culicidae. The record is from RefSeq and is a predicted model, not a curated record. The coding region runs from base 184 to 1077 and encodes 297 amino acids. Gene Ontology annotation, cellular component: cytosol; ESCRT I complex. Gene Ontology annotation, biological process: virus maturation; receptor catabolic process; viral budding.